This is a messenger RNA of Cladophialophora yegresii CBS 114405, 1164 nucleotides long. RefSeq lists its product as uncharacterized. NCBI's taxonomy places the organism in Eukaryota, Fungi, Ascomycota, Eurotiomycetes, Chaetothyriales, Herpotrichiellaceae. The record is from RefSeq and is a predicted model, not a curated record. The coding region runs from base 1 to 1164 and encodes 387 amino acids. The transcript has a single exon.
AUGGCAGUACUGUAUAACAAUCAGAACCUCAUCAGUCAGGAUAUCCUGCCAGAUGAUGCGUUCCACGAGAUCCGAGACCUACUCGAUUCCAAGCUCAAGCAUCACUUCUCCAACAGCUUGGAGUUUUAUAAGACCUUCUCUCCCGAUCCGGGUGUCGCAGAAUUCGAUCCAUCCCAGGGCAAUCUUUUCGGGACCGGUCGGAUUAGACUCGGCCUGGCAGCGGGCGUCCGCCUUGUCCUCGACGAUGUUGUUUACAACCCGGCCCUCGUUACCGAAUUACUGAAUAGGCCUUUUGUCGUUAUCAGCCUGUCGAAGCUCCUUGAAACUCCCGGCUGCACUUUGGAGAUCGACAGAUACAAAAACUGGGUGCUCAAAAAAGAUGGCCAAUUUUUUAUCCUUGGUGCAAAGGCUCCCCAUGGUCCGCGGGAACAGCGAUGGGUCACCGGCCCACGUAUUCCGGAGAGCGGCAACGCUGCAGUACCGCAAGCGCUUCAGGGAGCCGUCGCUAGGGGUCCAAUGGAUGCUGAACGCCAGCCACCAAGAGGGGCCCAGGCUCCCGUCAUGAGACUAAUAGCGCAAUCAACAGAAAAUCCCGUCGUUGCAGAGAGAUCGACUCCGACAACGGCGGCAACUCCCACGAGGCCGACCCCUAUACCAGAACACACUAUCAACGCCUUGGCACCAGGUGCGAGGGAAACGGCUCCAGGCUUCCAGAAUAUCGGCGGCAUGUGGAUUUCACAACCCACCUCAGUCCCAGCCACGCCGAUGAGAAGCGUCCGUAGCUCUAAAGACAGAGUGGGCGAGAAAGUACUAGCCGAUCUACCGAAGCCAUCACACGCCAAAUCCCUGUCUAAUCCCCAGAAGGCCGCGCGCUCGCGAUGGGGCAACGUGGAGUAUAGAAGCCUUCCACGAGUUGACGAGAGGUCAGCCAGGGCACCGGAGACACCCGGUUCAAGAUCGAGUGCACCUGUUGCGCGAAAGCCGAAUGCCUCACUCGAGGUUGGCUUCUGGGACUCGAUCUUCGGUCGGCCAAGGACCUCCACUUAUCGGAAACAGGAUAAGCGGCGGCCAGCGGCUGCAAAGGUUCAGGGAACUCCGAGCAUACAUACACCUGUUAAAGCGGGCCAGGCGCACGUGAAGGCAGAUAAAGGUCCAGUCAAGUAG